AUGUGGGUGACCCGGCUACUCCUUCCUUCUGUUGAGCUCUGUUGCGUUUCCUCCCCACAACAGCCCAUCGCCAUGCGUCCACAUGGACCGGCCAUCUUCACGACAGACUCGCUCUCUCUGCGCUCCUUCCGCGUAGACAAGCACCCACCCCACCCUCCGUCCCUCAAAGCCUCCUCUCUCCGCUCAAAGGCGUCCGCGACAAACCCUUUUGCGGCCCUCCUGCGCGGCCGCACCACAACAGCUAAAUAUCAGGAGCCAACGCUCAAGGAUCUCGAAGGAGAGGACGAGGAGUUUCUGCAGAUGGGUGUCCUCCCAGACCUGCCCAAAAUGCCAGCACAAACCAAGAUGCUCGCCACCGCCGGCCCCACACCCCCAGUAGCCGACCCACCGCGCACCAAACCACGCACAGGGCUCAUCCGCAUGUUCACCAAACUCAAGCCUCGCUCGUCUCCCUCCACCUCUCCCUCUCCUUCACGCGGCCGCGGCGCGCGCUCACCCGCCCGCCCGCCCCCGUCACCCAACGCCAACGCAGCCAUGAAGGAGCAGCGCGAAGCCGCCCUGCGCGCUCGCGGCCUCCUCCCGCCCCUCCGCCCCAACAAGGACCUCUCCCAGCAGGAGGCAGAGCAAGACGCACACAUCCCCGUCGUCGCCCUGCCGUCGCUACCGUAUGGGCAGAGAGGGGAGUCGGCGUCUGAGUCUUCGCAUGAAGGAGGGAAUGUGAAUGUGGUGGUGCAAGAGUCGGCGGCGGAUAUGAUCAAGAGGGAGUGGGAGGCGCGCAACAAGUCGCUCGAGCGUGAGCGCAUGAGCAAGUUCCGGUUUGGUGGGUCGGCGCCGUCGUCGCCUGCGCCUGACGCGGUGGGCUUCCCUAUGUCCUCCGCACCAUCUACGUCUCCAUCCCCAGAGAAUGCCCCACGUCCCCUCCCACCUCCGCCUUCCAUACCCCUGCCUUCACCCCCCACAUCCUCUCUACCCACCCCACCCCUCUCUCCCGUAUUCCACACCGCCCCAACCUCACCCUUGUCCCCAUCUCUCCGCCCUCUACCCCUCGCCCCGGCGCCACUCAUGAUCGACGCUGCAUUGGCCGCUGGGACUCUACCACACUUCCAAGUGCAUUCGGAAGCGCAAGCGCAAGCGCACCCGGAAGCACUGUCCGAGCCGAGAGACAGAGAGCCGGAACCGUAUAUGUUCCCGUUGCCGCCCUCGCCUUCGCCGUCGAGGCGCGACGAGGACGGUGGGGAUGGGUUCUUCCCUAGUGUUAGGUUGGUGUCGAGUGAGGGGAGGGAUAGUGUGGAUGAUGCUGGUGUGGAUGCCGGUGCUGCUGUAAAUGGGGACGCAGAGGCGUUUGGUGGUGGUGGAAAGGGAGAGGCGAGUGGUGGUGGAGACUCAGAGGCGAAUGUGUUGAGCACGAGCGUGCCGGUGGUGGUGCCAUCGGUGGUCCUACACUCGCCUCAAGAUUCUCUAGUUCUGGCUCCAACUACGACUACGGCGGAGGCGAACGCGUCGGUCGUUGAGGUCCUACCAGAACCGCAUUUCCCAACACAGACGGUGGAGGUGGUGCAAGAAAUCGAGCUCCCACCACCACCCGAAGAUGUGUCUGUUUCCGCCACCCCGAGCGGCGCGUGCACCCCGCGUCCUGAACACUUGCAUGGGCUCUCUCCAUCGCAUACGCCAACGCAGGCGCAGACGCCUACACCAACGGACGCGACUGACGCGGUGCGCGAGGCGUGGGCGGCUGCGAGCGCGAUACCGACGCCGACGACUGCUACGCCUACUACUGCUGGGGCUGGGGGGGUGUCGUCGCCUCCACCAGCGGGGAUUUUGAAGGAGGGUGAGGACGUGGUGGUGGUCGACGGGGUGGUGGAUGAGGAUAAGGAUAAGGUUGAAGUUGGGGUAAAAGAGAGCGAAGCCGAGAGAGAAGGUCAAGAUAAGGACGCCCGCGACCCUGCUAUCAACACGAGCACCAUCGCAAGCACAUCCGCCGCAGAAGCAGAAGACGUCAUACCCCCAUCCGCCUCCGAGCCCGCCCUCUCUUCCUCCGCAUCCCUCUCCCAAUCGAUAUCUGCGUCGGCCUCCCAGUUAACAUCUCCGUCCGCCUCCGCCUCCGCAGCAGCCUUCCACGCCCGCACAGACUCGUUCGCCGCCCUCGAAGAGACCAUCUCAGGUUCCUCCUUGGUCGCACCGUCCUUAUCCUUCGACAGCAGCACCGAUGCCUCCGCCUCCACUUCCGAUAGCACCUCUUCGCUAGCUAGUGCGCCGUCCUCCUCUCUCCCUCCCUCCUCCCUCCGUUCUUCCUCACUUCCCUGUUCUACGAACACUGAUGCGUCUUCUGCUGGGUCAACGACCGUGUCCGCCCCAACGCCCCAUGUAAAACCGAUAGGGAUAGGGAAGUUGGGUGGGCUGGUGGUGAAGACGCACGAGGGCGGCGUCGUGCCUGUGAUCGUGGAGAGCCCGGUGGUGGAGGGCUAUCGGUUCGUGGUGCAGGAGGGGCUGGAGGCGGUCGUUGAGGUGGAGGAGGAUGCACCGGGGGCUGUGGGUGUGGGUGUUGAGGAGAAAAAGAUCGAGGAGAAGGUCGAGAAGGUGGAAAGGGCGGAAGGGUUGGCGUCAGUCGCUGAGGAAGAAGACGAUGAGAAGAAAGAGGCCGAGGAGAAGGACAAGAUAACGGACCCCCGACCCUCAACAGACACAGGCGCGUCCCUCUCCGUCUCCUCCGCCGGCACACACGCGCCGAUGGUCGAGAGCGUCAGCGCGUCCAUGCCUCCCCUCGCUCUCGCUUCUUCAGCUGCGACCCCAUCAAGCCCUACGAAAACCACCGCCUCUGCGCCUAACCCUUCCAGUUCAUCGUCGGCACAGGGCCAUGUUCAUCCCCCACAGGCGGGGCGGGCACCAAAGAGAGGCGUGACGGACCCUGUGGGCAUGCUGGAGAAGGCGGAGAAGCGGAAGAGCAUGAACCCGUUUAGCUUUAAGCGCGGGCAGAGCCAGUACGUUAAGGGCGCUGGUGGGGGUGGGGGUGUGGGCGCUGGUGUGGGCGCUGGUGGUGGUGAAGAGGGAGCAAGUGAAGGAGCAAGGCAAGGCGCACGGGGGCCUGCAGAGAGGUUAGGCUCGAAGAAGCUGAGUCUAUCGAACAUGCGGCGCUCUGUUAUCGGCACACUUUCUCGCCCAAAGAACACCACCUCUUCCACCGCCUCCUCCGACCCCUCCUCUGAUGCCAACCCAACACGAGGACGCCUAUUCGACGCCUCCCACCUCCCCACCUCGCCCACCCUCCCCUCGUCCUUCCGCUCUGCCAUGACCACUGGUAUGACAUCGAGAACAUACGCCCACCCGCACCCGCCGAGGAGCCCGACGCUCAGCCCCCCACCGCCCGUGCAGCGACGCGCGGUGUCCCCGGUGAUGUAUAAUAGGGGGAGUAUAUUGAUGGAGACGAGCGCGAUUGAGGACGAGGAGAGCAGGCAGUUGACGGAGAUGGCGUUCCUGGGGUGA
Molecule: messenger RNA, 3480 nt
Organism: Cyclocybe aegerita
Lineage: Eukaryota; Fungi; Basidiomycota; Agaricomycetes; Agaricales; Hemipholiotaceae
Source: the annotation of a GenBank genome assembly